AUGGCUCAUCGGUUCACAUUUCUUUGGGCGUUUUUGAUUCUGCUGAUGCGAUGUAGCGAAGGUUCUAUUCAAGAUAAAUGCGCUGUAACAUACUGUGUGGGUGAAGCCUACGUGUGUAUAAACGAUGAGUGCUAUUGUGCCGAAGGAUAUAUCCCCAACCACUUCCAGACUCGUUGCGUAAGAUGUCCAGGUUUGGGCGAGAAGUGUUUUGGUUCAUGCUGUAACCAAUACGGUAAUGGCAGCCUCCAAUGCAGGCAAGGCAUCUGUCAACCGUGUUAUGAUUCCUUUGGCAACUGGAUAUGUCGUGAUUCUUUGGACCAAAUGCUUCUGGUUUCAAGCACACAAAUAAUUAUGGCAGCCGCUCUAAUAUUGGGAAUAAUUACUACUUUGAUUCUGUUGUAUCGACUUUGUGCUGCUACUGCAAACUUACAGCCCUUGGGGAGUCGUCAAAAUUACGACAGUCGUCUUUCUAUCGGAAGCUUACAGAUAUACGUCGAGGAAAGGUUAAGAGAUGCCCCGCCGAGAUAUUCUAGAACGGCACCAGCUGGAUCCGCCGUCUACCCAGCGACUGCGUAUCUCAAUGCUGGUUUUACACACGAUAGCAGCGUGCCGCCACCGCCCUACACUCCAAGCACGAAAACAUGCGAUAUUCAUGUCCCUACAAUACACAUU
Molecule: messenger RNA, 672 nt
Organism: Iphiclides podalirius (scarce swallowtail)
Lineage: Eukaryota; Metazoa; Arthropoda; Insecta; Lepidoptera; Papilionidae
Source: the annotation of a GenBank genome assembly